Guyanagaster necrorhizus is the source of this 1026-nucleotide messenger RNA. RefSeq lists its product as uncharacterized. The record is from RefSeq and is a predicted model, not a curated record. The transcript has 4 exons. The coding region runs from base 1 to 1026 and encodes 341 amino acids. Lineage: Eukaryota; Fungi; Basidiomycota; Agaricomycetes; Agaricales; Physalacriaceae.
AUGAUACUAAACACUCUCGUAGUUAAUACAUCGGCCGGCGUCGAGCUAUCCUACAUUGACAGCGGCGCGCCUGCCCAGCCGUCGUACAUCACUAUCUUUGCCAUUCAUGGUAUGAUCUUUACCAAGGAGAUUUUCCAGCGAGUGAUAGAUCUCGCUCCAUCCAAAGGCGUGCGCUUUGUCGCGCUGAAUAGGCGUCCCUUUCCUGGUUCGACGCUACUCUCCGUGGAGGAACUCAUAAUCACUGAAACUGGAGGUACUGACGAUUCUCAGCGAGAGGCAUUAGUCGAGGCUCGAGGGCAUGAAAUUGCUAUUUUCAUUGAUAUCUUCAUACAGAAAUUCAAGCUUCCGUCGAUCUCGAGCGGUGGUGGGGUCGCAUUCCUUGGAUGGUCUAUCGGCGCGACCUUUGCUCCUAUGGCAAUAUCAAGCGUCGAUUCACUUCCACAGGACGUCCUCAGUCGUCUAAGUGACUACAUGCGUUCCUUAAUUCUUUACGAACCCGCCCCAACCGCACUAGGGUUACCCACCCUUAAGCAGAACUGGACGUUCCUCGUAGACAACACGGUUCCGGAGAACCUCCGCCUAGCCGCGUUCGUGCAGUGGUGCACGUCUUAUUUUGACCAUACCGACAUCGUGGGGCGUGACCUUGACAAGCUGUCCUGGGUUUUGGCCUCCCCUUCUCGUGCGCCCACAUUCUUCAACGGUGUGCCUCUGGAGAUUCAGCGCUAUGGGGAGGAUGCAGCGACGGAUCUGCCGUUCUUGUUCUUUUUCUCGAAACAGAUUCUGGGCGCGUAUCGGAAAGCUUUUUUGGACUCGGAGGUGUUUCCGAAUAUGAGGAGAUCGUUUGUCUGUGGAGACAAGACGUGUGCUUUUGGUAUUGCUGGCUUGUGGGCUGUGCAGGACGAUUCGAAGAAGCUAAGGGGAGCGGGUGCGAAGGAAUUCCAUCACAAGAUUAUCAAAGGGGCUAAUCAUUUUGUGCAUUGGGAUGAUCCUGAAAAGGCCCUUGAUGCGUUUCUUGACAUGGCGUAG